AUGAACAAGACAUUAAGGUUCUUCUGCAAAACCCUUAAUCCCGAGACCAAAGUCUCAACUUGUACACAACCCAUUUUAGCAAUCCAAAUACUCUUGGUGGGUCUCUGUUAUUCCAUUGUCUCUGCAUCUUGUUCACUAUCUAACCACAAGCCACCACCACUUCCCAUUUUGCCCCUACCCAAUGCGUUCCAGCUACAAUGGCAACAGGGAAACAUGGCCCUCUUCUUCCAUUUCGGAAUGAACACCUUCACCGACGCAGAGUGGGGUUCCGGCGACCUGGACCCCACCACCUUCAACCCCACCAAUUUCAAUGCCUCUCAGUGGAUCAGUGUUGCAAAAAAAUCUGGCUUUUCUCGAGUAAUCUUAACUGCAAAACACCACGAUGGUUUCUGUUUGUGGCCCUCUGAUUACACCAAUUAUACGGUGCGUUCCAGCAACUGGAGGAACGGUAAAGCCGAUGUUGUUUCCGACCUCGCCGCCGCCGCCAAGGACGCCGGCGUUGGCCUCGGGAUUUACCUUUCGCCGUGGGAUCGGCACGAACCUUCGUACGGUGACACUCUGCGGUAUAACGAGUUCUACUUGGGCCAAAUGACUGAGCUACUCACAAGGUAUGGAGAGAUAAAGGACGUUUUUCUGGAUGGUGCAAAAGGAGAAGGGGAGAAGGACAUGAAAUAUCUCUUUGAAAGUUGGUUUUCUCUGAUUCACCAGCUUCAACCAGGGGCCACUAUUUAUUCUGAUUCGGGUCCUGACAUAAGGUGGGUUGGUAACGAACAUGGUGUUGGUGGCUCCACUUGUUGGUCUCCUUUCAACAGGACUGUUAUUGAAAUUGGUAGCGUUGACAAUGAUCCCCAAUACCAAAAACAAGGAGACCCAGUUGGUCCUGAUUGGGUACCUGCUCUGUGUGAUGUCUCUAUCAGACCUGGUUGGUUUUGGCAUGCUUCUGAAUUUCCAAAGUCUGCAAGGAAACUACUUGACAUAUACUAUAAAUCAGUUGGUCGAAACUGCAAGCUUUUAUUGAAUGUUCCCCCAAACUCCUCAGGUCUUAUUUCAGCUGAGGAUAUCCAAGCGCUUCUAGAAUUCAGCCAACUUCGGAGCUCCAUAUUUUCCCACAAUUUGGCCAUAAAUGCUCUUCUUAAUGCCAGCAGCACAAGAGGUGGAAUCCAAGAUCCUCACUUUAGUCCCUACAAUGUUCUUGAAGAAGGUUUAUACACUUAUUGGGCUCCUGAGGAGAACCAAUCUAUGUGGAUAUUGUACAUAAAUCUCCAACAAGUGGUAUCCUUUAAUGUUCUACAAUUACAAGAGCCUAUUCACAUGGGACAAAGGGUGAUUGAGUUUUACCUUGAGGCUUUGUGCGAAGAUGGUGUAUGGAAGAGAAUUACAAAUGGAACCACAAUUGGAUAUCAGAGAUUGUUGCUGUUUCAGAAACUAAAAUCUCAGCAUUUGAAGCUAGUUGUUGAUAAGUCACGGGCAGACCCAUUGAUAUCAUACUUGGGAAUCUACAUGGAUCCAUUUACCAUUUUUAGCGAAAUACCUGAUGAAAAUUCGGAAGCCUAUUUCAAUGGAAGUCAAAUUCUUCGCAGCACCACCACAAACAACAAUUCUCAAAGUGCCACAGUGUAA
Molecule: messenger RNA, 1620 nt
Organism: Gastrolobium bilobum
Lineage: Eukaryota; Viridiplantae; Streptophyta; Magnoliopsida; Fabales; Fabaceae
Product: alpha-L-fucosidase 1
Exons: 3
Coding region: 1-1620 (539 amino acids)
Biological process (GO): glycoside catabolic process; fucose metabolic process
Cellular component (GO): lysosome
Molecular function (GO): alpha-L-fucosidase activity
Source: RefSeq, a predicted model, not a curated record